AUGGUCGACGUUUUUCACAACGAGGCCGGGCUUGCCUCGACGGCGCCUCGGCCGGUUCGCAAGAAAUUCGCCAAACCACCUGUCAAAGUAGCUUGUUUGCCUUGUCGCGCCUCGAGAACACGAUGCGGCGGCCAAGAGCCUUGUGCCAACUGUGUCGCCAAAGGCCGAAAAUGCUCGUAUCUCCCCAGCAAACGAGGGGGCCCCCGCAAAAAGAAGCAAAAGGCCUCCCCAUCGCCGGAUGAAGAGCCGCGUCUUGAUGCUGAUUCUCACUAUUCGGUGGAUCCCUCCCCGGAGUUUGACGAGGCUCCGGGGAUGUUCAGCCAAAUCGAUGUUCUAUCUCUGCCAGGCGCCGGAUUACGACAUCUGGACUUCCCCCAAGUAGCAUCUGUAUUCCAAGGCUACUUUCCGGGCGAUGAGAAUUCAUCUCAGAUCCAUAUGGAAUUGAUGCCGUCACCAUUGACCGCCACGUCCUGCUUUGUGAGAACUUACGGCAGUGAACCGGAGAUUUUGAAUGCCUACUAUGACUUCAUCCAUGCUUAUUUUCCUAUUCUUCCACCUCGGGCCUCACCCCCAUGUCAGGACCAACCAUUACACUAUCCAGUGUCUAGUUCCAAUCCGCCAUCAGAGCCUCUCAUGAUUUAUCGGCCUCGCUCGCCGCUGAGCCUUGCAAUCUCAGCAAUCCUCGCGCUAAUUCCGCACCCAAAUGACCCUGAGCCAUCCUCUCCAGCAUCGGUUCUUCAGCGCCGAAAGUACGCCCAUACGUUUGCUCAACUCGCCAAUUCGAUCAUUGAGGCGGAAUGUGACCUUGAGUUAUCAUCAACAGAUCCUGGUCAGGCUCUGUCAAGUACGCGGCCCUCCGUCAACCGCGAGAGAUUCCAUUCGAGGACCCCGGAGGACCUCGAGACUCUUCUUGCUCUUUUAAUCUUAUCUGUUUACGAAUAUUCGCAACGUGGGAACUUACUGAAAAUGAGAUACCGCGCCAGCCAAGCAUUAGCACUUGCUUUGGACAAGUCGCUUCACGCAUACAUGAACGAAGAUGAAUCAUCUGAAGCCCGUCGUAGAGCCUGGUGGAUGACGUAUUACUGUGUCAUUCAAGGUUCUAUUGUGAGCACAACACCACCCACGAUUGUCAUCAAUGACCCUCAAUUCACGACUCCAUAUCCACGGUUCAGUGCAGACGCAGAGGGCUGGUCAAUCCUGAUACAAGCGCAACAAGUCUUGGUGUCAGCCACGCAGUUCAUCGUCGACCUGAACAAAUCCCUCUCAUCCCAGUCAGGGAUGCAUUAUAUGUUUGAGCGGAUGCAACAACUCGACUCUUGGACUAAUUCGGUGCUCGCUCAGACCGAGCUUCUUCCUAUAAGCUCGCAGGAGCCUGGCUUUGGUGACUAUGAUGAAACUAUCACAGCUCAAAGUAUACGAUCCAUAUGCCGAAUCAAGCUGUCCAGUGCACAAAUCAAAAUUCACCGCUUUCGAGCGUUUUCCGAUAUCCCCAUCUUCAUCAAGAGGCACUGCGACCUGACAGCCGCGAAUCAUAGCGACCAACCCACAGACAUCAGCAAUAAACCAACUAUCUCAGGUAUAGCGAUUAGCAGUGCUUCCUGUUCCUGCAGUAAUCUGGACCAAUUUCAGCGUGCUUCAUCUUCGGAAUACAUGACACCACCCGACUCCUCUACUUCAUCCGACAUCCACCCCUACAUCCCUAAGUACCCACAAUACCCCUUCGCCUCCGGAUUCCCAUACAGCCCACAGCAUUCGGCGAAAAUUUGUCUCCGCGCUGCGCUUGUCAUAUCUAGCAUGUUUGAAGGCCUCCCUUAUCCACAGCCAUUGUCUGAGAACGACCAACGAAGACCAGGCCGGAUCUUGCCCCGUACAAUGCCGUCAUUCGCGUGCUGUCUGAUGCAGAGCAGCUACGCAAUGUUUAUGCUCUUCUACAAAACCCGUGUAGCGAAGCAGUACUCACCAGAGUCAGAGAACGGUCUCGCGACCGACGCGACCGACCGACUUGUGGAAGAGUUGCGACAGGGGUUGGAGCGCAUAAUCGGGGCUGUGUCGAACUAUUCACUUGCAUUCGAGGCGUUGGAUGGGAUGAGAGAUGAAAUCCAAGGUGCAUAUUCAACGGCGUUCCCUAUUGCAUCGGAUUAG
Penicillium macrosclerotiorum is the source of this 2142-nucleotide messenger RNA. RefSeq lists its product as uncharacterized. Gene Ontology annotation, molecular function: zinc ion binding; DNA binding; DNA-binding transcription factor activity, RNA polymerase II-specific. Gene Ontology annotation, biological process: DNA-templated transcription; regulation of DNA-templated transcription. The transcript has 10 exons. Lineage: Eukaryota; Fungi; Ascomycota; Eurotiomycetes; Eurotiales; Aspergillaceae. The coding region runs from base 1 to 2142 and encodes 713 amino acids. The record is from RefSeq and is a predicted model, not a curated record.